This is a messenger RNA of Tuber melanosporum (Perigord truffle), 2517 nucleotides long. RefSeq lists its product as uncharacterized. Lineage: Eukaryota; Fungi; Ascomycota; Pezizomycetes; Pezizales; Tuberaceae. The record is from RefSeq and is a predicted model, not a curated record. The transcript is spliced from 4 exons. The coding region runs from base 55 to 2454 and encodes 799 amino acids.
CGCUCCUUUUUCUCUUUACAGCGGGUUAACAUUCGCUGCCCCCCAUCUGUCAAAAUGAGUGAAUUGACGGUUGGUCAAGUGUCUGGUAUAAUCAAUCUUUGUGUUGUUAUAGUGCAACUUACACUCCCUCUUGCAUUCGUCCUAAUUCUUGUGGCAUUUUUGGAAAAUGAAAACAAUGCCGUAACGUGGUCUGUUGUUGGGAGAGCGCUCCAGGCCUCAAUGUGGCCUUCCAUCCUCUCUGCCGAUUCAGCAGCCAGCCGCGGAGUGCGCAAACGCGUUACCUUCAUCACAACUCUCUCCACAGUAGCCUUGAUAAUUCUCGCAGUUGCCGGAGUCGUCACACCUCUUGGUCUGAAUGAGGAGGUAACUCCCAGUUUCACUGAGCCGGUUGCCUUCGGGUACCUCAAAGACACCUCGACUUUUGGCCAGGGCACUGGCAGUCGUUCCGGAUAUGUAUUCUCCCGCCUGUGCGGAUGGAUGAUGUGGCAGAACUGCCCAGGGACAUUCGCCGGAUUCACUUACACCGCCAACAGGACGGGAAUGUACCUCAAUGGAACCGACGAUGCAUAUCUGGACACAAAAGUCCCCCAGAAUAUCACCGAGAUAUUCAAGAGCGGUACCAGUGGGCGUGGCAAUCUGAUAAGCGGGCCAUUUGACGUCCAGCAUAGGCUCUUCAUCAACGUCAAGGACUCGGAUGUUAGAAACAACGCCAGUAAGAGAGUUCCAAUGAACCAGGGUAAAGUGCACACCAAGGGGGUCGCCGCGACGCUCCGGAGCGUGAUUCUUGACGACAACUUUGUGCUCGUAGAAGGAUUAAUCGUGGAUGCCAAGAGCGGGGGAGUAGGUUUCCGGAACCAUUCCGCCCCGGCAAACCUGCAAUACGGCGGAACGUGGGAGGAGAGCCUUCUCUGGGUGGAGCCUGUUUCCCAAUGUGUUGACAACAACUUUACUAUUGACUUCACCAUCAAUGCCGACCGCAACGUAGACGACCUGCACUUGACCGAUCACGGAGGAUGGGUCAACCUUGUUCGCGACCGGCCUGAUUUUGAUCGCGCAGAUUCCCAGCUGGAUGUGCAGCUCUGGCAGCGUGCAUAUAAAGGAGCUUGGGUGACGAACAUGAUAGCAGCCUCGUUCCACAACGUCACCAGGAACAUUACGAGCUUGGGGAAGAGCUAUUCCCUUAUGGGAGGGAACUCUAGGCUCGGCCUGAGCGGUUAUAAGACCACAGCAAUCGGGGUCGGAGAUAUGAAUGGGAGCUGGAUGAAGGGUAGCCGUAAAGGAAUUGAUACUUCAAAGAACUUUACCGCCGCAAACACCCUAUGUAUAGGUUCCGCGGGUGUUGACAUGUCAAACAUCACCAAUGUCGCUGUAAAGUGCAGCACACUUCUCGGAGCUGCAAAGCGUGCUGAUGGCGGUGACCCGGGCAAGAUAUACGACGUCGGGUCCCGUUGGUCCAUCCCAAUUUACACCUGCGCGACAGUGGUCAAAGCCUCCGUGAAGGUCGUAACUCUGACUAUGAACGGCACGCACACCCUCGAGAACCUGCGCGUUGAUAAAGUGGUGCCAAAGAACUACUCCUCGACAUCGGCGAUGCCGGUAUGGGCCGUCGAAGACACAGGCAUGAAGAUCAACGACGUGGACCCCUUCUGGGGUAUUGUGGACCCAAAAUACAAAGAUGCCCCGCACCUCUGGACCAUCCAGCGCGAGCAUCUGUGGUUGCCGUCUGUCGGUGAUGGUGUUUCCGCACCACUCGACUCCUCCAGCUCGUUCGGGCUCCUGAGCGUUCCCGGCGCAGCGCUCGCAGAGAUUAGCACUGAGGAUGACUACUCUGGCGAACGCAACUUUGCCCUCCUGACCAAGUGGCGGAAGCUAAGCGCUACGCAGAACUCCACUGGAUCCAUACUGAACCUUAUCUGGACCGACAUCGUCGCGAAUAACCUAGUCGGUACCAAGAGCGUGCCCUCCGCAUACGGAGUCGCUGACGCAGGCGGCAGCUCCUCGGCCGGUAUGCUCGUUGUGGAGACGUAUAGCAAAAAAAUCACUUAUGACCUUCUAUUCGCCAUACCAGCUUUCAUGAUACUAGCGAUGUGGGUUGCAUCCCUGUUCAUUGCUUUGCUAAUGUGGAUUGCAUCGAGGGUCUCGCUGGCGGUUGUCCGAGAGUUGAUCAACCAGACGAGCACCGGGAGGUCUAUCACGAAUCUGCUAUACCCAGAAGCAUGUGCGCACAGUGCUCCCACGAGGGUUUGGGUUAAAAAUGCUGGGCGGAAGAAAAUGGGCUUUGUGAGUCUACGUGAGAAGGGGGAUGAUGGUGACGGGAGUAUUAGUGAUGCCGGGACCCGGGAGGGCGGGGCGCAGAGGACGGGAACGGGACUCCGCUUUGGCGAGGUGGAGCAGAGCGGCUCUCAGGCGCCGGUUGGGAAGGUAUUUAACGGGCACUUCGAAAAGCUCGGGUGACCCGGGAACCGACCCGUUGGCUGGGCUCUUUCUUGCUCUUCCCUCUCCCUCUCCUGGGUCGCC